UAUAAAUAGCGGGUGGGCUUUGGAAAACCCUAAGCGUCGUCGAUUGCCAAAGCCGUUUUUUCUCUCUCUUGUGGCUCUAGUCUCGACCUGAGAAGAUGAAGUUUAACGUCGCAAACCCAACCACUGGUUGCCAGAAGAAGCUCGAGAUCGACGAUGACCAGAAACUCCGUGCGUUUUAUGAUAAGAGACUCUCUCAAGAAGUCAGUGGAGAUGCUUUGGGCGAGGAGUUCAAGGGAUACAUUUUCAAGAUCAUGGGAGGGUGUGACAAGCAAGGCUUCCCAAUGAAGCAGGGAGUUUUAACCCCAGGCCGUGUUCGCCUUUUGCUUCACCGAGGAACUCCUUGCUUCAGAGGACACGGAAGGAGGACUGGAGAGAGGAGAAGAAAGUCUGUUCGUGGUUGCAUUGUCAGCCAAGAUCUCUCUGUUCUUAACCUUGUCAUUGUCAAGAAGGGUGAGAAGGAUCUUCCCGGGCUUACCGACACCGAGAAGCCAAGGAUGAGGGGACCCAAGAGAGCUUCCAAGAUCCGUAAACUGUUCAACCUCACUAAGGAGGAUGAUGUCAGGAAGUACGUCAACACUUACCGCCGCAAGUUCACAAACAAGAAAGGCAAGGAAGUGAGCAAAGCUCCCAAGAUCCAGAGGCUUGUGACUCCGUUGACCCUUCAGAGGAAGAGAGCUAGAAUCGCUGACAAGAAGAAGAGGAUUGCUAAGGCUAACGCUCAAGCUGCUGACUACCAGAAGCUUCUUGCCUCUAGGCUGAAGGAACAACGUGAGAAGAGGAGUGAGAGUUUGGCAAAGAAGAGGUCUAGACUCUCUUCUGCUGCUGCCAAGCCUUCCGUUACUGCUUAAAAAGCUCGAGAGUCUGUCUCUGUGUUUUAGUUUUGUUUUCUUAAAAAAAAAAAGUUAGUUGGAGUUCACAUUUCCAUGAUAUUGGUACACCCUCCACUUUGGACUUGUGUUUCUUGAUUUAUUCUCUUUUAGUUGAAAGACCACCUUAAUACUCGAUUUAUGUUUCUCAUUUUAUAUUUAUGAUCAUGGUAGUACUCUAUUUACAUA
Brassica rapa (field mustard) is the source of this 1055-nucleotide messenger RNA. RefSeq names its product 40S ribosomal protein S6-1. Gene Ontology annotation, molecular function: structural constituent of ribosome. Gene Ontology annotation, biological process: translation. Gene Ontology annotation, cellular component: ribosome. The record is from RefSeq and is a predicted model, not a curated record. NCBI's taxonomy places the organism in Eukaryota, Viridiplantae, Streptophyta, Magnoliopsida, Brassicales, Brassicaceae.